GUGCGGUGGACGGUCCGCUGUGGCCAGUCCCGACCGGCCACAGCGAUCGCUGUGUGCGGUGACGGAAGGCUGACGUAGGGACGCAGUGGGCGGAGCUUGGAGGCUGUGUGCGGUCCGACCGCACACAGGGGCCCGUGAACAGCCCUCGGAUUUUGCAUGGACAGUAAUCACAAAGUAGAUUUUCGUGUGGAUGUAGCUGCAUUUGACCCGAUACAUCUGUUGGGCAGCGGCCAUGGCCGGCGCUGUGAUAGAGAAUCUGAGCGGCCGCAAGCUGGCCUGUCUGUGCUCGGUACUGCUGGUGGCAUUGUUGGUCUGCUUCCUGCUGGGCGGUCUGGUGGCCCCUGAGCCGAGCAGUUCGCAAAACAUCCUUGGGACCAUAUGUCUGGACCACGAGCGUGAGCCAGACCGAUGGUUCCAGGUGUGGAGCGUCAUCGGCAGUGAAAAGAUGUGCGACAAGGCGGACAAAGUGGACGACCUGAUGGACACUGGCAUUUCAUCUGAACAGGUGGUGUUCGCCUUCCAGAUGCCUCUGCGCAGAGGUGCCGUGCUGGACUUUACCCGCUGGCAGCAAAAUCUGAUCGGUGUACUUCAGCUGGACAUUGACCAUGACUCGCAAUAUGAGAUGGUGCCCAACGCCACGUUGGCGCUGGACGUGCGACUCGGCUACAAGAACAAAGAAGACAAGACAGAGGACUGGACGCUGCUGGCCGCCUCAGUUGAGGAGCGCCAUCUCAUCUGCGACUUGGACUCUGAGCAGAGCUACCGCUAUAACUGCGACCUGAUUCCACUGUUCGAGCUGGGCUCGCUCCACCACGACUAUUAUUUGCUUAACUUGCGUCUGCCGCCGAACAUGGAGAACCAGCGCAAUGUCGGCAUCGGCAAGCUCGUCGACAUCAACCUGGUGGCCAUCUUCCAGAACGGCGGCUUCACCAAGGUGUGGGUGUCGCUGAAGACCAUCUUCUUCCCGCUGGUGGUGGUGCUGCUCGUCUGGUUCUGGCGGCGCGUGCAGGCGCUCCAGCGCGAGCCGGCUCUCAUCGAAUGCAUGCUGUUCUCGCUCGGCAUCUGCCUGAGCGUGCUGAACCUGCCGCUCGAGUUCCUGACUCUGCGCUUCGACAUGCCGUACAUGCUGCUGAUCACGGACAUUCGCCAGGGCGUCUUUUACGCGGUUCUGCUGUCGUUUUGGCUGGUGUUCGCCGGCGAACACCUCAUGGUUUCGGAGGAUUGUGACCGCAACCGGCUGGCCGCUUACUGGAAGCACCUGUCUGCGGUUGCCUGCGGCUGUAUCUCGCUCUUUAUUUUCGACAUGUGCGAGCGCGGCGUGCAGCUGACAAACCCGUUCUACUCCAUCUGGGGCACGCGCGUCGGCACAAACCUGGCUCUGAGCUUCAUCAUCAUGGCGGGCGUGUCGGCCAGCCUUUACUUCUGCUUCCUCUCCUGGAUGAUCUGGCGCGUCUUCUGCAACAUCAACGUGAAGCGGCACUCACUGCCGGCCAUGUCGUCGGUCCGCCGUCUGCACUACGAGGGCAUCAUCUACCGGUUCAAGUUUCUGAUGCUGGCCACGCUGACCUGCGCCGCCAUGACCGUGAUCGGAUUUAUCCUGGGCCAAGUAGCCGAAGGCCAGUGGAAGUGGGACGACGAGAUCUCGCUCAACUACACGUCUGCGAUCCUGACGGGGGUGUACGGCAUGUGGAACGUCUACACGAUGGCCGUCAUCUGCCUGUACGCGCCGUCGCACAAGCGCUGGCCGACGGCGGCGGCUGCCGGCGGCGUGGCGCAGCUCGACAGCCAGUCGGAGGAAAUCGAGUUCUCGCGUCUGGCCCCGGCCAACGACGAGCCCAGCGACCUCACCUCGCUCACCCAGUUCGUGCGCAAGGCGGCCACCGACUAGCGGCCCCCUGCCCGGCUGUGGCACGCCGCUGAGCUGGCGCGCCAUGAGCACCUCUGUCCCGCCAUGCUGUCUGGCUGACACGGUGCGUUGUCUAUGGCUUUAGCCGAGGAAGGCAGCUUUGCUCCAACGUUCUUGAUUUGUAUGUCCCCGUAUAUGAUAAUGAUGGAUCUUGCCAUCACACUCCGAAAGGUCCGGCCACAGAUGUUGCCCAUUGCAUGCAAUCUCACAUUAUAACAUUAGAACUGGCAGCCGUUAAACAACUUUGUUAUCUCAAUAAUUUCACCAGAAUCUCGCUAAGACAAUAAUAGCUAAGAAGUGCAAAUGGUACAUUUUUCAAGGCAAGGAUCGCUACUUAUCGGUUUAUGACGUCGAUUUAUGUGUAGAUAGUGAUUUUUCACAUUAAUUGUAUCCUGUGUCUCAGUUCAUCAAUGGUCUGCAAGAUUGGGCAUUGUUAAUUGCAGUUUUCUCUUUGCUUGCCUUUCAUUUAUGACUAGCUCGCCGGGAGGAACAAGGAGGCAGCAAUGACGUCCCAGACCAUUUUUCCAGCUGUGUUCUGCCCAUCCACUGUGUGUUGAACUGGUGUCAAAUCCGCGACGGAGCCCCUUUACCAACGUCGUUCAUCGAUCUCCUCAUUGUCUGUGUUGCAUGUGCGUUGGCACUCAUGCCUUCGUCUGUAGAUGCUUUUCCUUGCCGUCACAUUUUUAUUAAUGUUUUCUAAGAGCUGUUAUUGAAAGAUCAUCGUGUCCUGUGUUACUGUUGAUUCGGAGUUUGCUAGAAAUGCUACACAUAGCGCGUGUUAGCUAGUGCCAAAUAUCUGUUCAAAGCUGUGUGUACGUCUUGCCAGCAGGACACAAGCUGUGUAUUUGUGGAAUCUCCCAUCUGAUGCUGGGUAGCGGUCGUGGCCACGGCAGACCCGUGCCAGAAACGCCAGCGGCACAGCUGUAUCUUACAUUUUGGUAUCGCGCUGUUUUGCGUCGGUAGUCUCUGAAUCGCUGUUCAGUAAUUGUGCGUCGCUGUGCGCUUUAGCUCGUAUCGUCUAAGCAUCUUCGAUGUAUAAUUGUGAUGUUUGGUGUACUUUUGCUUCUUGUACCACCUCGAUGGGCAGUUUUUCAAUAAACUUUGUAUCGUUUAA
This is a messenger RNA of Amphibalanus amphitrite, 3020 nucleotides long. Its product is annotated as protein wntless-like. Gene Ontology annotation, molecular function: Wnt-protein binding. The coding region runs from base 233 to 1888 and encodes 551 amino acids. Gene Ontology annotation, biological process: Wnt protein secretion; intracellular protein transport; Wnt signaling pathway. The record is from RefSeq and is a predicted model, not a curated record. NCBI's taxonomy places the organism in Eukaryota, Metazoa, Arthropoda, Thecostraca, Balanomorpha, Balanidae. The transcript has 2 exons. Gene Ontology annotation, cellular component: organelle membrane; endomembrane system.